GGAGGGGGGCUGUUUUUACGUCUGGUUGCGUAGGAAAGAUCAUGGCGGCUGCAGACUGAGCUCCCUGUACUAAAGCCCGGGAGGGAAAGCAGUCACUGAGCCAAGGGGAUACACUCCAAUGGCCAGCUUGAGAAACAGAGCGCGCCAGACUCAAGAAUCGUAUAUACAAAUGGAUUAUUUGAAAGUGUAACAGGAACCACCUGCUCAGCUGUCCGCGUUCCACUGUCAUACUCUCCCAAGGCUGUGUGUUGGAGUCAGUCCAAAGAGUUCCCCUUCACCAGUUGCUUGGCUCUUGGAAUCAUGAGAAAACCUGGUCACUUAAGGGCGGCAGACUGGAAAGAUGGGAGGAGACAUGUCAGACCUGCUGGUACGCAUACUAUUCAAGGGCACUUCAGCUGGGAGAAAUACCUGAAGGAGACGGGAUCUCAGCCGGCCCCAACACACUGCUUCAAACAGUCUGGUUCUCCGCCCUCCAAUGAUUACAAGAUUGGAAUGAAGCUGGAGGCUCAGGACCCUAGGAACACAACCUCCACUUGCAUUGCCUCUGUGGUGGGCCUCACGGGAGCUCGGCUGAGACUGCGCCUUGAUGGAAGUGAUAACAAAAAUGACUUCUGGAGACUGGUGGAUUCAUCAGAGAUUCAGCCCAUUGGCACUUGUGAAAAGAGUGGGGGCAUGUUACAGCCUCCGUUGGGUUUUAGGCUUAAUGCCUCCUCGUGGCCAAUGUUCCUCCUGAAGACUUUAAAUGGGGCUGAAAUGGCACCUGCUAAAAUAUUCCACAAGGAGCCGCCUGCACCAGCCCAGAACCAUUUUGAGGUAGGGAUGAAACUGGAAGCUGUGGACAGGAAAAAUCCACAUUUUAUUUGCCCAGCUACCAUUGGGGAAGUAAGGGGUGGCGAAAUUCUUGUGACCUUCGAUGGCUGGAGAGGAGCAUUCGAUUACUGGUGUCGCUAUGACUCCCGGGACAUCUUUCCUGUAGGAUGGUGUUCCUUGACUGGGGACAACUUGCAGCCUCCAGGAACUAAAGUGGUUAUUCCAAAAAGCCCGGCUCCAGCUGCAGGUUUGGCCUCCGGUAUUUUGAGAGGUCCCAGAAGCUUAGUUUCAGGGGUGCCUGGUCGAAAGCGUCGAAAGCCAGGACGGAAGAAGGGGCAAGUGCCAAAGGUUCUCGCCAAUCAGUUGACAGGGCAACCACCCAACCUUAACGAUCCUUUCCGUUUCCCUAAGAAGAGGGGUCCCAAACCAGGAAGCAAGAGGAAGCCUCGUGUUUUGCUGAACCAGGUUCCUACUUCUCCGACAAAUAGUACACCGGAACCAGACACCAGCACUGUACCACAGGAUGCUGCCACCAUUCCAUGUGCUGCCAUGCAAGCACCUACAGUUUGCAUUUACCUAAACAAAAAUGGAGAUUCUGGCCCUCACCUUGACCGAAAGAAAGUUCAGCACCUUCCAGACCACUUUGGACCUGCUCGGGCAUCUGUUGUUCUCCAGCAAGCUGUACAGGCCUGCAUAGACUGCGCAUACCACCAGAAAACAGUCUUUGGCUUUCUCAAGCAGGGUCAUGGUGGGGAGAUUAUAUCUGCGGUAUUUGAGAGGGAACAACAUACACUGAACCUUCCAGCGGUAAACAGUAUUGGUUAUGUACUUCGUUUUCUGGAGAAACUUUGUCGGAAUCUUCAUAGUGACAACCUGUUUGGUAACCAGCCCUUUACCCAGAAUCCUACACAGCAAUCAGGGUCAUAUGAGAAUGAGCGAUAUCUGCCAGAAAGGUGUAACUCCGAAGGCAGUAUUCAUGGACCAGGAAGAGGCGCAAAGAGAUAUUCUCAUGAAACCCCUCCAUACAAUGCCCCACUGUGUCCCAAAAUACCAAAGAAUGACUGCCAUGCAUCAGAAGGAGAAACAUUCCUACAGGAUGCUGGCCUUCCGGGAUCUGUGGAACAGCGUUUGGGUCCAGGAGACUCUCCCAAUAGUCCAAACACAUGUAGAAUCUCCAGGGAAUACCGAUCUCCAGCAUACAGAAGCCACCACCAACCUAGCAGUCUCUCACAGGGAAGUGUGCGUAGGCUUAGUUCAGGUGAGUCAGAGAGGUACACAAGCAGCCGACAAGGGCCUCGAGACCCUUCCCAGUGGAACAUGGAAGAUGUAAUGCAGUUUAUCAGAGAAGCUGAUCCACAGCUGGGAUCCCAUGCUGAGCUCUUCCGUAAACAUGAAAUAGAUGGAAAAGCCUUGCUCCUUCUAAGAAGUGAUGUCAUGAUGAAGUACAUGGGGCUGAAGUUGGGUCCUGCUCUAAAGCUGUCUAACCACAUAGAUAAAUUAAAGCAGGGAAAGUUCUGACCAUGAAAAGGAGCCAGUUAUCUCUCACUAAAUGGUCAUACAUUGGACUGCCUCAGCAACUUUUUGUAAAGUCACCUUUCAAGGAAUACGUCCCCAUUUUCUGGGGCGUUUCACACGUUGUUGACUUCUCAACCGAAAGAUUCACAGUUUCUGAGAUUCUCCUCCAGUUCGGUGAAUUUGUCCUUUUAAAUUUCACAAUCUUGGGAGAUGAAGACUUUACAUUUUUGGGCUGCCUGUUGGUUGCCCUUCUCCUUGGUUAAUCCAUACAAUACUUUUCUUAUUUUAUAUAGCACUGGCAGUGCACACAGUGCUGUACAUAGUAGAAUAAAUGAGGCACAAUGAACUUUUGGCCUCAGAAGCUUUGAUUUUGAUGCUUUGUUAGGUUACUGAAAAUCCACUUUACGUCUUGUAUAUGAGUAAAAUGAAGGGGUCGCCAGUAUAUGUAUUAAUAAAUUCAGAUCCAAUCACACAGGCUUUGCUCACCGUUAAUUCAAUGUUUCCCGACUCUCUUGCUUAGGAUGCUAACAGUACGGUUUCCAGACUUUGAGGCGUUGUUGCACAGUGGACAGAUUCAUUUAAUUUUAACCUGAAUGAAAAACACUUCCCAUUGGCUACAGAUUGUCAUAAUCAGUCUCAAACCUUUUACCUGGGCUCUGAGAACUCUGUUUUUUUUUUUAUGUCUGAGGCACUUUUCAUAUGAUGGGUGACAAGAAAAGCACUACUGAAUGAACAGCCAGUUACCAAUAUGGAGGCAAUGAGCCGUAUGAGCAGAUUAUAGGCAAAACCAGUUAUAUGUGAUGAAUGCAUUUUGUAGUGGAUCUCUACGGUGGGCUGAAGAAAAGAAAAACUGAUGGUAAUAUAACGGUCUACAGAAAUAUUUCUUGCAUAAAAUACUUCAUAUUAGUAUUACACUAUCAAUGGCAGGUGGUUUUUGGUUGUACACUUAAUUUUGCCUACUAUCAACUAUAGUGGACUGUAAGGUCAAUAUUGUAAUAGUUUGAAUUAUCCUACAUAUAAAGUAGCUACUGAGAAGAGUGCAAACAAUCAACGCCAUUUAAAUAAAUGUUUAAAGAUA
Messenger RNA from Rana temporaria (common frog), 3403 nucleotides. RefSeq names its product Scm polycomb group protein homolog 1 (gene SCMH1). NCBI's taxonomy places the organism in Eukaryota, Metazoa, Chordata, Amphibia, Anura, Ranidae. The coding region runs from base 301 to 2328 and encodes 675 amino acids. Gene Ontology annotation, biological process: regulation of DNA-templated transcription. The transcript has 15 exons. Gene Ontology annotation, cellular component: nucleus. Gene Ontology annotation, molecular function: protein binding. The record is from RefSeq and is a predicted model, not a curated record.